This is a messenger RNA of Peromyscus maniculatus bairdii (prairie deer mouse), 2195 nucleotides long. Lineage: Eukaryota; Metazoa; Chordata; Mammalia; Rodentia; Cricetidae. The record is from RefSeq and is a predicted model, not a curated record.
GCUUGGGUAUCGUCCUGUAUGUCCUGGUCACAGGGCACUUUCCAUACAUGGAAGAAACCCUUGAAGGUAUGCACAGGGUCAUCACCACCACAAUGUGUCCCAUUCCUUACCAUCUAUCAAAACCCUGUCACAUCAUCAUUGCCCGACUACUCAUGGUCCCUAUCUGGUACCGAUUCACAAUCUGUCAGCUUGUGGAACGACCAUGGCUAGGCCCCAUUCAAGAACAUGUACUGCCUGCCACCAAAGAAAUCCUGCCCAGGGUCGUGGAGACCAUGUGCACCAUCGGCUAUACCUGUGAGGAGAUUGUUUCAUCCCUAACGCACAGGCGAGAAGAUAAUCAUGUAAUGGCUACAUGCAACAUUCUCAAAUAUCAGCUGAGUGGAGGAGACAGCCAUCAGCAAGAUCAGAUGCCCUGGUUAACUAGCAGCCCUCCAGGUCCUGUUUGCCUCCCUCUCCCCUUGACGAAGAGAGCCAGUGAACCAGCAUUUACAACCAGUACACAAGCUGGGAAGAGUCACGUUAACUUGGAGGGUGUGGAAGAAAGAGGUAAAGGAUAUAGAAGCUACACCAUGCCUAACAGACUCUCCUUCCUGGAGGCGAUGCCCGGUUCAGACAACACAGUCCCAGAAAGAGAUGCUCUUGUGGCUGAUGUCAUCAACACUGCUACAGAGGACACUGAAGUCAACAGGAAUUCUGUUGACCCCCUGCCUGGCAAUCUCUCCUCUCCCGAAUCAGUCUUGGAGGCUACACCCACGGGAUUUCUGAACCUGGGCUUCUGUGAAGAAGAUUCAUCCCAGGGGUCAGACAUUCCCAGUGACCAGCCCCAGGUGGCACCCAUGACAUCUAGAUCCAGGCCACUCAGGAUCUGGAAACUGGUGAGGAAGCAAAUUUCCCAUGUACUGAGAGCACUGUGCUGCUGCUGCUGCUGCUGCUGCCUGCCCACCCCAAGUGUGGAAACUGAAAUGGCCCAAUAGAAUUCCAGACCUGGUGAGGAGCCACGGAAGGGACCCAAGACAGAUCGCCAGAGUGCCAGCUCCCUCCAACACAGAGCAACAGGCUCCUGCCUGCAAUAAUCCUCCAGCUAUUGGGUCUGAGCUACCAAUCUGCAUCUCUUUCAGCUCAAUUCAGCUUCAGAACUGUUGUGGGACAAUUGGGGGUCAUAUAGCAUAUGUACCCCAUGACCCUCUACCUUCCUAGCUUUGGUUGUGCUUGUAGGACCGCUCACACUGCAUGGAAAACAGCAGCCUCUACCACCAGAAAUGACUUCAUACCAAUCACGGCUGCUCAUCAUCUUGGUCACUUUAACCCUCCAACUUACUCUGUGACUGCCUUAUGGACAAAACAGCAAGACCUGUGUAAAUCCUCUGGAGAAUGGAGCCUCCUUCAUCCAGGCUUCCCAUGGUGCCUCCCACCUCCUGAUCCAAGAAUUCUGCAUCAUUUUUCCAUCUCAUAGAGGCAUUUAUAACUGAUACUUGACCUUGCAUUAACAUUGUUCUGCUCCAGUGUGGGAAGGACACCUUCCAGGUAGGGAGCAGCUCACUGAUUCACAAGGGAAAAUGAACUCAACAGGGACUCCAGGGUCCUAAUCUGUGUGAAUCAUGCACCUGAAGCUUCAGGGAUUGAAGUGAAGGUUCUUUCAUCCAGGAUGGACUACAAACAGCAGCAAAGUCCAAAUCUAACCUUCAGAAUAGAAGUCUAUGUCCACCAGUGAACAGAUACCUGGAGUGAUGAGCUCUCUACAUCAGGAGACACAGGAUGGCAACUUACAGGAGUGGCCUGAGACAGCAGAAGUUGGAGCUCUGCAGGAAGUCCAGAUGACAGUGUGCCCACUUCCCCAGCAUAAAGGGUCUGUGUCCAGCACAGGAGGAGGAAAGUGACAGCAAGCUGGAGGAAAAAUGGGUACCACUUUGGAUGGAAUGCUGGGACAUUGCUCCACUUUGGAAAUAUGCAGGUUCUGCUGGAUAUGUUCAGACAAACCUCAUCUUCACCAUAUGUGCAUCCUGUCUCAUCUAGGCAAGUGUUCAGUGAGCUGGGUGCAGGAAGCACAGCGUCUAGACACAGACAUGUGCCUGGCCAUAUCCUGAAUCCUGGACCCUGAGAAUUCCUGACUUGCAUGUGUGCACACUGAGCAUUGGUGACAUGGAGGAAAAAGAGCACCUCUCCCCUCCCCUUCAUGGCAGACUAUCAUGCCAUUG